This is a messenger RNA of Ceratosolen solmsi marchali, 3180 nucleotides long. Its product is annotated as neural cell adhesion molecule 1. NCBI's taxonomy places the organism in Eukaryota, Metazoa, Arthropoda, Insecta, Hymenoptera, Agaonidae. The transcript has 14 exons. Gene Ontology annotation, molecular function: protein binding. The record is from RefSeq and is a predicted model, not a curated record. The coding region runs from base 1 to 3096 and encodes 1031 amino acids.
AUGAUUCCAUCUGCGGGCCAUCGAGCGGCCCGUCGUGCAGCCCAUCGAGCGAGCCAUCGAGCGAGCCAUCGAGCGGCCCAUCGAGCGGGCCAUCGAGCGGCCCAUCAAACGGCCCAUCGACAGGCCAAUCGACAGGCCAAUCGACAGGCCAAUCGACAGGCCAAUCGAGCGGCCCAUCGAGCGACCCAUCGACCGAGCCAUCGAGUGUCGGUGAAUCGCACCUGCCUCAUCGAUGGAUGCAAAAAUAACAAGUGCAAUCGGUCGUAUCGUCGUUCGAGCUGCGCAGGCUUCCUCGUUGUGCCAAUUAUCUCGCUUUGGAUUAUCGGGGCCCUGUGCGUCAAAGAUGUGCCCGUAGUGCGCAUAGUAGCACUGGUGGGAGAGCCAGCGUAUCUGCCCUGUGACAUAUCACCCAGUCAAGAAGAUGACGCCGUUCGUCUUAUUCUCUGGUUUCGCGAUGAUCGCGGAAGCUCUUCCUCGUCGAUAUACAGCGUGGAUGCGCGUGAGCGAGACUUUUACUAUGCCGAACGUUGGUCGGACGAGAAAGUCUUUUCCAACCGAGCCUAUUUCAUGCCGGAAAAGAAGCCUGCAGUCCUUGGGGUCGACCACAUUCGCGAGGAUGACGCCGGUAUUUAUAGGUGCCGUGUGGAGUUUCGCAUCGGUCAAACUCGGAACUCUAAAGUCAACUUGACCGUUAUAGUUCCACCUCAUAAAAUUACGUUACUGAACGAAAAUGGCAAUGUAUUAGGCUCGAGUGUUGGACCCUACCUCGAAGGAGAUAACAUUAGACUCUUCUGCGACGUCCACGGAGGUAAACCAAUGCCGUCGAUCAACUGGUAUCGUAAUGGAAGGUUCGCGGGGAACUCAAGCCAUAGUCAACGUGAAGGUUUGAUGCGGAACGAGCUUUUGCUAAAAAAUCUCGGUCGCAAGGACGUACAAACUCAGCUCACUUGUAACGCUACCAACAAUAACAGGUCCAAUCCCCUGUCAGCGAGCGUGCGCCUCAACAUGAACUUCAGUCCAUUAACAGUAAAUAUCGAGGGAGCAAAUCAGCCACUGUCAGCUGGAAAGAACUAUAAUCUUGUUUGCAGUACAUCUGGUAGCCGUCCAACAGCCCUCAUUACAUGGUUAAGGGACGAACAGAAACUGUUGCAUUCAAAAGACAGUACAACGAGCGACGGCAAUACGACCACCAGCAUUUUGUCCUUUACGGCUAGCAAGGAAGACGCGGGUAAACGGCUGUUGUGUCGCGCGGAAAAUCCAAUCAUGAGGAGCAGCCCCAUCGAGGACGUCUGGCUUUUGGAAAUACAAUACACACCCGAGACUACAAUCCGACUAGGGACGAGCCUCGAUCCAAAAGCCAUCAAAGAAGGAAGCGAUGUAUACUUCGACUGUCUAAUACAGGCCGAACCUCCGGUUUAUAAGGUUGAGUGGAGGCAUCAGGGGAAGACUCUCAAUCACAACAUCUCGCAGGGCGUCAUAAUAAGCAAUCAGAGCCUCGUCCUCCAGGGCGUCGAUAGGAAAAACGCUGGCAACUACACCUGCGUCGGAUACAAUACCGAGGGCGACGGCGAAAGUUUGCCCUUUUAUUUGAACGUCAUGUUUGCACCAACCUGUAAACCCAACCAGGUGAAAAUCCACGGAGUAGCGAAGCAGGAGAAGGCAAGUAUAUCCUGCCAGGUUGACGCUAAUCCACAGGAAGUGGAAUUCCGCUGGACCUUUAACAACUCAGCAGAAAGUAUCGAUCUCGCCCCCAGCCAUAUCUCGAGGACGGGAACAUCGUCUACGGCGAGCUAUAAGCCAAUGAUUGAGAUGGAUUAUGGGACUUUAUUGUGCUGGGCAACAAAUCGAAUAGGACAUCAGCAGGUGCCUUGCGUCUAUUAUAUAAUACCAGCAGGUCGUCCCGAUGCGGUGCACAACUGCACGACCUCCAACACGUCGAAGAACUCGUUCGUCGUCCGAUGCAGUCCGGGCUUCGACGGAGGCCUCAACCAAUCCUUCUUCCUCGAGGUGCGAGAAAGCAACAGCCUGGAGCUCAAGGCGAACUUGACCUCGAGUCUUCCCCACUUUAGCGUGAGCGGUCUCGAAGCCGGUUCGCUUUAUCAAGCCUACGUUCACGCCUACAAUGAUAAAGGACGGAGCGAGCCGAUGGUCGUGCAGGCUGGGACUUUAAGUCCGCCGGAAAAGCAAUUAACGUCGGACUCAGAGCGGCCACGACAGCACAUGAAACUCACACCAAUGCUGAGCGUAAUGAUCGGCGUGGUGGCAGCCCUCGUGAUCGUCGCCGUGAUCGUCAUGAUAGUACUUCGUAUCCAGCACUCGCAGGUGGACGAACAGUCCAAGUCCCACGUCGAGGAUACUUGCAAGCCAGUGAAAACCGUACCCAUACAGAGGGAACUACGCUUCCGGGAGUGCGGCAGCCUCAUCACUGAGGAGAAGCAUCCGGACGCGAGUCCUUUUGGGAAGCUGGACACGAUAAGCGCCGGCGAUGUCAGCGAGUCCGAUGAAAAAAAUCCUGACAUCAUACCGCAACAAAUUACUGGUGAAGAAGUUUCGGAAUACCUAAGAAAAAGACGACUAGUGUCGACAAUAGAAACUUCGCCAUCUCGAGGCCUACUUGAACGAUCUGCGGUAGCCGCAGCCGCAGGAUCCAGGGGUAAUUACGUUGGUUAUUGUACCAUACGUAGCAGUAUGCCUCUUCGCGAACUUUCAAACACUGUCAAGUUUAAGCACAAGAGUUUCCAGCCGAUGGCCAGCGAGGUGUACGAGAGCGGCAUGUGCACCCUGCCGCGUCAGCACUGGGCCAGUCACACGGGCCAUGGGAGCCUCGUGGGAGCCCGCUCGGUCAGUCAGGCAGGUACGAGAGGCAUCACCCCGGGAGCAGUAAUGUACGCCGCGCAUGCCGGGGGCGGAGCUGUGAGUCUCGUCCGAGCUCCCGGAGUCAUCCUCGCGAAGGACAUGGAGGCAAGAUUGCUUCAGCCGGGUCAGUGCUGCGUUCAGGCGACCCCUAAGGAGAUGCACGCAGUCGCGUCUGCGCAGUCGCAGACCCUUGGUAAAGGGACGGGCCUACAGGUGACAAAACGCGAAAGCUCCGUGUGACGCAGCUGAACUCAGGUUGCCGCUGGAUGAGUACGGGAAUGUCAGAUUUUACUGCCUCGAUUCACCUCGGAUCCCGCUCCCCUC